AUGCGCGUUAGUCAAUGGAUGUAUGAUGGACUGCGGCACGGCUUGUGCCCAGCAGCCCACAGGAUUGCGCUGCGACAUGCCGACGCGUCCGCACACCCCAUGCUCGCGCAUCCUAUUCACGACGUCCAUACGAGGCUGAGGCAGCGUCGGCGGUAUGCAGCGACGCCAAUUAGAACGGGCGGGACGGUCGACAUGGCCGGAGCGGGUUCUGCGACGGCAACUCGAUCUGCGGCGCCUCAUGGAGCGCCAGGGCGACGUUCCGCCUGGGAGGACCGUCUUCUUGGUCCGACGUCGCCAACCGAGGCGACCCUGAUGGGUUCACCGGUGGAAGACAUCAUCGGUGCCCUCCUGGCGAUGCGUGACCCUCGAGGCUGGAGCUACCAUGGCCAAGACAUUGACCGCCAUGGACGGAUCAUCCAGCUCGUCCGCCAUCUGCUCGAAGUCCGAGGUCAGCCUGCGAGCCCUCUCCUUUACGAAUGCAUCAUGGACGCCAUGAUCGAGCCCAAGGGUUCCGCGAAGGGGAUGCGCAGGCUCCUCGACGACAUAUCCGUCCUGGGAAUGAAGCCGACCGAGGCCAUGUGCCGAAGCGCGUUGGCAGUCCUCGCCAAUCACCCGGAUUACGUCCUACGCCAGUCGAUACUAGCCGUCAUGCAAGAAUUCUGGUUUACGGUCGAUACUUCCUCGAGGCAGAGUGUGGUGCUCGGCCUGCUGCGCGAUGGACAAUACGAGCUGGCGUACGCCAGGUUGUUGGAGAAGGAAAGUCCAGUCGAAGGGUGGACGUAUGAUAUCUUCAUCAUGGUCUUCGGCAAGCUAGGUUUCGUGGACGAGAUGAUGCAGCUUCUCCGUCGCAGGAAGAUGCUGCUGCCUUCGGAUGGCGCGGUCCCAAGGCUUCUACACUACGCUUUGGAUGUCUGCAGCAGGUAUUUCCACCACGCAGGGACCGUCUAUUGCUGGAACGGCACGGUCAAGGGCUCCCCGCUGCAGGUUCCCGACGGCAUUGUCGAAAACGUGCUGGCGACGGCGGCGCGGCACGGCGAUGCUUCUCUGGCGACGGAAGCGCUCGACAUGAUUGCCCAGAGGACCCGCGUUCUGGCUUACCACUACGAGGCGGUAGCCGAGUCGUUCGUCAAGAGCGGCGACAUGGUAGGCGCGUUGCGCGUCCUCUGCAUCAUGAAGGGAAACGGCAUCUGCAUCGGGCGUGGGAACACGCGAGCAAUGCAUGCGGCAAUGAGGCGCAAGCCGAAACUCAUCGGCGAUGUCGAGUCGGCCCUCAGGAGUCUGGACAUUGGCGGCCAAGCACCGGCAGCCGUGGUCGACCUGGUGUUGGAGGCGACGGCGGAAAUUCAUGGUGGCGAAAGGGCGAUGGAUCUCUACGGCGACGUUGUGCAUCUGUGCGGCGAGCCGGCAGGUGCCCGAGCGAUGCAGGCUCUCAUCAUGCACUCCCGGGACGGCGAAACGAGGAACAGGUUGAUGCAAGACUACAUGCGCAACGUUACCGAGGAAGACGACCCGGUGCGCUACCCACGAGAGUACGCAAGGCUUAUCUCGGCCUGCGCCGAGGCCGGGCAGAUGGAUCUUGCGUUUCGGUUCGCGGCACAGGCGGUGUCGGCGUCUGCUUCGUCCGCUACCGGCGAGCAGGAGCUGACGUGGGUCAAGGCGCUGGUCGAACAGGCGGUUGCUUGCGAGGAUGGUCGGAUCUGGGACGUUGUGGACAAGCUGAGCAGUAUCGAGACGAGAUCAACCGUGCAGAGGGUGCUGCAGCAGUCGCGGCUGGCGAGGCGGGCGGCCCAGCGGAAGGAAGUUGGCGCUGCAUCGGCGAAGAGUUGA
This is a messenger RNA of Drechmeria coniospora, 1827 nucleotides long. RefSeq names its product pentatricopeptide repeat protein. The record is from RefSeq and is a predicted model, not a curated record. Gene Ontology annotation, molecular function: protein binding. The transcript has a single exon. Bases 1 to 1827 code for a protein of 608 amino acids. NCBI's taxonomy places the organism in Eukaryota, Fungi, Ascomycota, Sordariomycetes, Hypocreales, Ophiocordycipitaceae.